AACGACACUUCGCACACCAACAUCGACAUCAUUGAGUAGUCCAAGUCUGCUCGCUCCUUGAAAUCCGUCGCCAUGGCGAAGAGUAAGAACAGCUCCCAGCAUAACCAGAGCAAAAAGGCGCACCGCAACGGUAUCAAGAAGCCAAAGACCUCAAGAUACCCAUCUCUUAAGGGCACCGACCCCAAGUUCCGAAGAAACCACAGACAUGCCCUGCACGGAACGAUGAAGGCCUUGAAGGAGUUCAGGGAGGGCAAGCGGGAGUCGGCAUGA
Molecule: messenger RNA, 270 nt
Organism: Amorphotheca resinae ATCC 22711
Lineage: Eukaryota; Fungi; Ascomycota; Leotiomycetes; Helotiales; Amorphothecaceae
Exons: 4
Coding region: 73-270 (65 amino acids)
Biological process (GO): cytoplasmic translation
Cellular component (GO): cytosolic large ribosomal subunit; ribosome
Molecular function (GO): structural constituent of ribosome
Source: RefSeq, a predicted model, not a curated record